UACGUUUGCUUAGAGUCGUCCUUUCAGCUAGUUUUCUCUCUGUUUUCCCUUUACAAGAAGAUCAAAAUCGAGUUUGUGUUGAUCCACCAAAUUAUUACAAAUUAUUAAGAUUUUUCAGCCCUCCAAAUUUCUUGCUAUGAUUCCUUUACUUGGAUGUUAAUUGAAACCGAGCUUGGAAAUCAAGAUGGAGAGAAAAAGCAGCACCGAAUGCUCAAAGACAACAACCACCCCAUCUACACAAAACCAGGCUCCACCGGAGGCAGAGAGCGAAACCGAAGAGAACGACGGUGAAAGUAGACCUAGAAAUGUAGGAAACUCGAGCAACAGCACGGUGGAAGAGAACGAUAAGAAGCCAUCCGUUAGGCCUUAUGUCAGAUCCAAGACGUCGAGGCUCCGAUGGACACCGGACCUCCACCUUCGCUUCAUUCACGCCGUCGAAAGACUCGGUGGACAAGAAAGAGCUACCCCGAAGUUGGUUCUUCAGCUGAUGAACAUUAAAGGACUUAGCAUCGCUCAUGUCAAGAGCCACCUACAGAUGUAUAGAAGCAAGAAGAUUGAUGAUCCAGGACAAGUCAUGAAUGAUCAUAGGCAUCUUGUGGAAAGUGGAGAUCGAAAUAUUUAUAACUUCAACCAACUUCCCAUGCUGCAAGGCUAUAAGAAUCACCAAAGCUAUAGUUCUAACACUUUAAGAUACGGCGAUGCUUCUUGGAAUGGCCGCCAGUUCUCGAUGCGUAAUCCUUAUACAAGCCGGAGUUUCAUCGAUGAACAAAGACCGGGAUUGCAUGGAACCGUGACAGAGAGGAUCUUUGGCAGUAAUUGGACGACCAAUCAUGCUUCCCCUUUCAAUGUAUUGAAGAAUGAAUUGUCAUCGUUCCUUACUCCGCCAAGUAGUCAAGCUAAAGAUGAGACAAGUUUUAGCCGAAACAGUGCACAAGAGCGUAGGGCGAAAAGACCGAUAUCGGACAGCAACCUCGACUUGGAUCUAUCUUUACGGCUGAACGAAGAGCGGCGGCGAUACGUGGAGGAAGAAGAUGUCGGGGGUGAGUUGUCACUAUCGUUGUGCUCGCCGUCACCGUCACUGCCAAAAGUUAGCAGAUUGAAAGGAGAAAACCAUAGUAGGGAGAGUGGAAGAAGGGUAAGUACUCUAGAUCUGACUAUAUGAAUGGGGACAAUUCUAAGUGAGAUGUUGAGGUACUUAUCCGAGGUAGAGGAAAGGGUUUUUCUUAUUGUCCAAUUGUAACAAUAUUACACUAAUCCAUGAUAAUAACCUUUUUGUUU
Molecule: messenger RNA, 1278 nt
Organism: Hibiscus syriacus
Lineage: Eukaryota; Viridiplantae; Streptophyta; Magnoliopsida; Malvales; Malvaceae
Product: putative two-component response regulator ARR20
Exons: 5
Coding region: 185-1162 (325 amino acids)
Molecular function (GO): DNA-binding transcription factor activity; DNA binding
Source: RefSeq, a predicted model, not a curated record